AUGUAUAUAGUAUUUGCAGUUUUGUUUGCACUUGCUACAGCAUCGUCGUUACGGCCAAAUAAGCAAUACAGAAAUGACUAUGUGUACAACCCUAAGACGGAUGCCUUCUACAAGCUGCACAUUGAAAUGGUUUGGAUCGGCCGAGCUCAGACUGUGUGCCAAGCCGAGGGCGCUCAUCUGAUGGUGCCGAACCGACAUGACAUCGUUCAGUUACACGGCAUGCUGAAAGAGUUCCCCGAUAUAGGCGAUCUCGUAUGGGUCGCCAACGAUGGCCUAGCCCACGAGUCCGCCGAGGAGCAGCAAAUAAUAAACUUGCAGGAUCCAAUGGACAUGUCGUUUUCGUACAAGGGCGACUGCGAAGUGGUGAAUCGACAGGGCGACAUACAGACAUGCCAUUGUUACCGCCUGUUACCUUUCAUCUGCAAAGCCGACGCGGCGACCGUGGCCUACGACCCUCACUGCAAAGUCUAUAGUACAGGAUAUCAAUAUUACGAGAGCGUCGGGGGCUGCUACAAAAUCCCUAGGAUCGCGAGCUCCUGGAACGAAGCCUACCAGGAGUGCCGUGCCGAAGGUUCUCAUCUGGUCGUGAUCAACUCUAAAGCGGAACAGCAGCUCAUAUACAACAUAACAAACUCUGCGCCGCCUGUGGAACGUGCGAUGGCGACCUGGUUCUUCUUUGCCGGCUUCAGAGCGCACAAAACCACCAAUAAUUCACCAAGAGUCUUUAAGACUGUAUUCAAUCAAACUUUGGAGGAGGCCGGUUUCGCGGAAUGGUCGCCCGACGAGCCCAACAAUGCGGGUGGCAACGAGUACUGCGGUACGAUAUUCAAGAACAACGCCAAAUACAACGAUAUCGAUUGCUCGCACCUCUACGCAUUCAUCUGCGAGAAGGAAAUUGAAUCUAACCGCACU
This is a messenger RNA of Iphiclides podalirius (scarce swallowtail), 912 nucleotides long. Lineage: Eukaryota; Metazoa; Arthropoda; Insecta; Lepidoptera; Papilionidae. The record is from the annotation of a GenBank genome assembly.